AUGAAGAUUCAGGGUCUGAGCCAGAAAGUUUUUACACUGAUGAAGAGUUUGAUUAUUGUGAUCGCCAGGAUCCGGCUGAAGACUGUGAAGAGUUUCCACUUCCGUCCACUUCUUCGGCUAGCACCUCCACUGCCUUUGUUCCCCACUUCACACCUCCAACACCUUCACUGCUCCCCUCCCCCACUUCCUCUUCAACAAGGGGCCAAACGACACGUAGAAGCGCAUCUACAGGCCGCAGCAGAUCUACAGGCCGCAGCAGAUCUGCAGGCCGCAGCAGAUCUGCAGGCCGCAGCAGAUCUGCAGGCCGCAGCAGAUCUGCAGACCGCAGCAGAUCUCCACCACGGCCCGGGCCUGCACUUGAUCAAGCCAGUUAUGUUUCGAGACCGGUACCAGAUCAUCUCCUGGAACAUCCACAUUAGCGACCCGGAGCAGGAUGUUGAAAAUGACCUGAAGAAAGGAACUCCCCAGCAUGAUAAACUAUUCAGACUAAAACCACUUCUGGGCACCAUUCUGACAGCAUGCAAAACAAACUUCCACCCAAGACAGCACAUUGCCAUUGAUGAAAGGAUGGUGGCAACAAAGGCCCACACAGGGAUGACGCAAUAUAUGAAGGCCAAGCCGACAAAGUGGGGUUUCAAACUCUUUGUCUUGGCAGACAGCAGCAAUGGCUAUACAGUGGACUUUGCUAUUUACACGGGGAAGUCCCAGUUUUCCUCCGGUGUGGGACUUGCAUACGAUGCUGUCAUUUCACUUGUAAAUUCCUCAUUCCUGGGCGGCGGAUACGAAUUGUAUGUGGACAAUUUCUACACAAGCCCAAAACUGUUCAUGGACUUGUUCAGUAUGAACAUCGGUGCUUGUGGCACAUACAGGGAGAACAGGAGAGGAUGUCCCCGCGUUGAAAAUAACUCUUUGAAAAAGAAAGAACAAAGGGGCACAAUGAGGUGGAUCAGAGAGGGCCCUCUGGUUUUUGUGAAGUGGAUGGACUCCCGUGAAGUUUCCAUCUGCUCCACCAUCCAUUCGGCUUUCGAAGGUGAAACGGUAAGACGGCGCUUCAAAGACAAUGACGGCAAAUGGGUCACCCGGGAUGUUACAUGCCCUCGGCCAGUUGUUGAGUACAAUAAGCAUAUGGGAGGAGUUGAUCUGUCAGAUCAACUCAUCCAGUACUACACCAUUCGCCACUCCACACCAAACGCUGGAAAAAGCAGAAACCCCGAUGUCUCAUCUAUGUUUUCUGGAGGAGCUGACAGCCCAGCUGUGUGGUGUGUCGGCGACUGUGCCUCCUGUGAAAGCCCCAGCAGAACACUUGCCAGUCCCAAUAUCACAGCAGGAAGACCCAAGCAGGCGGGCCUCAUAUGGGAGAAGAAGCUGUAUUCACUGUAG
Molecule: messenger RNA, 1380 nt
Organism: Knipowitschia caucasica
Lineage: Eukaryota; Metazoa; Chordata; Actinopteri; Gobiiformes; Gobiidae
Source: the annotation of a GenBank genome assembly